Molecule: messenger RNA, 1136 nt
Organism: Coregonus sp. 'balchen'
Lineage: Eukaryota; Metazoa; Chordata; Actinopteri; Salmoniformes; Salmonidae
Source: the annotation of a GenBank genome assembly
AUGGCUGAACCCGGCCAGAGCCAGCCCCAGGAGAGCAGUAGUCUGCAGAGGAAGAAACCUCCAUGGCUCAGAGUGGACAUCCCCCCACAGCUGUCCCUGGAUGAGCCCUCAACAUUCAUACAGGUAUGAUGACACGCCUCUCUCUCUCUCUCGCUCACACAUUCACACACACACACACACACACACACACACACACACACACACACACACACACACACACACACACACACACACACACACACACACACACACACACACACACACACACACACACACACACACACACACACACACACACACACACACACACACACACACACACCCCUUACAUUACAGAUACAAUCCAACUGGAUAGACACUGAACACACACGUAUACAGGUACAACACACACUCCACACACAUUCAUACAUACAGGUACAGUUACUGUAAUCUGGCCUACAUACAGGUUCAAUACAGAUUCAAUACAAGCAAUAGAGACCAGCUACAGUAAGUCCACUCAGCUUUUGAGGUGCAAUGUCUUUUAGUUGUCUGGUGUGUGUUGCAGCCGGUGAAGAGGCAGGGGUUCCUGCGCAGUGUAAGCAUGCCCGGUGAGAACAUACAAUCAGGAAUCGCAACCUUUGACCCCAGCAACUAUCUCCAACCCCCCUUGCAGCACCAGCCCUCCAUCACACAGACCAUCAAGAGGUGAGACCACACACAUGCACAUGCGUGUUUGACACACCACACCUUCCACUCUCAUUGCUUAACUGCUCACUACUAUGAUUUCUGCAUUCCCUGAAUAUAUUUUCUAAAUAACACUCACUUUUACUAACUGACUCUUACUCUUUUCCAGCUGAUCUGAACUUAAACUCUUUUAAUUUCUCUUUUUACUCCUCUCCUUUAUUUCCCACUCUCUCUCCUUCCUCUUUGUGUCUCUUCCUUCUCCUUCCCGCUCUGCCUACACGCCUCCUCGGCUUUCCUCGGUCUGGUGUGUGUGUGUGUGUAGUGAGAAGAGGGUGCAUUUCAAGCGGGUCAACACGGUCCCUCCUAAGGGCCAGAGGGGCCCCCGACGGGCGUCUGUGCUCCGCAGGCGCUCCUGUGUCCCUAAACUGGUCACCCGCCGCCGCUCGUCCAUCCCGAAACAAAUCAUCAAGUAA